Lineus longissimus is the source of this 2104-nucleotide messenger RNA. Its product is annotated as X-ray repair cross-complementing protein 6-like. Gene Ontology annotation, cellular component: nucleus; Ku70:Ku80 complex. The record is from RefSeq and is a predicted model, not a curated record. Bases 35 to 1873 code for a protein of 612 amino acids. Lineage: Eukaryota; Metazoa; Nemertea; Pilidiophora; Heteronemertea; Lineidae. The transcript has 16 exons. Gene Ontology annotation, molecular function: telomeric repeat DNA binding; DNA helicase activity; damaged DNA binding. Gene Ontology annotation, biological process: telomere maintenance; double-strand break repair via nonhomologous end joining.
UCAAAGUGCCGGCCUCUCGAUUUUGAGGUGCAAUAUGUCGACAUUUGGGUUUUCUGAUCUGACUUGGGGGACACACUUCGGGGGAGAUGAUGAUGACCAAGAUGAGGAACAAGACUAUUCCACACAGUGGAGACAGGCUCCUCGUGAUGGGCUAAUUUUUGUGAUUGACUGUUCAGAGUCGAUGUUUGAAGAAAACGACUCUUCCACUCCUUUCGAGCUGUGUAUCAAAUGUGCUAAGAAUGUGAUGCAGAACAAAAUUAUCAGCAGUGAGAAAGAUCUGAUGGGACUCGUGUUCUUUGGAACGGACAAAUCCAAGAACAGUGGUGAUUUUAAAAACAUCUAUGUGCUUCAGGACCUGGACCAACCUGGAAGGGAGAGCGUACUUCAGUUGGAAGAGUUGAGUGAAGAAAGUGCUGAUGAGUUCACUGCCAAGUAUGGACAUGGUGACGGCUUCUCCCUUAGCGAUGUUUUCUGGACAUGUUCAAACAUGUUCUCAAAAAGCUCCCAGAGAAUAGGUUUCAAGAGAGUUAUGCUGUUCACCAACAAUGACAAUCCCCAUUCCAACAACCCGAAUCUACAAAGACAAGCUAAGACCAAAGCUGGUGACCUGCAUGAGAAUGGCAUAGAUUUAGAGCUAAUGCACAUGCAGAAACCAGGAGAGAAUUUUGAUGUCAGUCUGUUUUACAAGGACUGUCUCUUCUAUGACGAUGACGAAACAACCACUGCCCUUCCUGAUCCUGCAGAAAAAUUUGACGAGCUGCUCACCAGGGUGCGUUCAAAGGACCACAAGAAGCGCUCCCUUGGCAAGAUACCCUUCACAUUUGGAAAGGAUAUGAGUAUGGCAGUUGGAGUUUACAGUCUUGUGCGGACAUGCACCAAGCCAUAUGCAGUGAAGCUCUACAAGAAGACAAACGAAGAGGUCAAAUCAGUGUCAAAGACUUUCCUUGCUGAUACAUUAGAAGUGUUGAUGCCUCAAGACACCAAAAAGGCUGCCACCUACAGUGGAAAGAAGAUCUGUUUUGAGAUUGAUGAGCUUAACGAAAUGAGGCGACUGGGAGAGCCAGGUUUGACGUUGAUGGGAUUCAAACCUAAAAGCGCCCUGAAGCGAUAUCAUCAUGUCCGCCCAGCACAGUUUAUUUAUCCGGAGGAAACGGUAAUAAAGGGCAGCACGAAUCUGUUUACCGCCCUCCUCCAGAAGGCACAUCAAAGGGACGUGAUCCCAAUUUGCAGAUAUACAGCACGCAAAAAUACCCCACCAAGAUUUGUUGCAUUGUUACCACAGGAAGAAGAACUUGAUGAGCACAAUGUUCAGGUUACACCACCAGGAUUCCAUGUCAUCUUUUUGCCAUUUGCUGAUGACUUGCGUUCAUUGAAAUAUGAAGAAACUCCAAGAGCCAAUAAAGAUCAAGUUGAAAAAGCCAAAGAAGUUGUGAAAAAGAUGAACUUCCCCUUCAAGAGUGAGAGCUUUGAGAACCCUUCCCUUCAGAAACACUACGCCAACUUGGAGGCACUUGCUCUUGAUAGGGAUGUCCCAGAUGACAUCACAGAUUACACAAUGCCAGAUGACGCUAUGAUUAGCAAGCGUGCUGGAAAAAUUCUCGGGGAAUUCAAGGAGCUUGUGUUCCCUGACGGCUAUGAGGCCGGCAAGGGCAAGAAGAGGCCUGCAGGUGGCGCUGCUGGUCCUGCAGGUAAGAAAGCUCGAGGUGGAGCCGACGAUGGAGAGAUAGACGUAGAGGCCGAGGCUAGAGCUGGUAGACUCAGUAAACUGACGGUGCCAAUUCUCAAAGAAUUUGUCAGGAAAACCAAAAUAAAAGGUGGUGGGACCAAGAAAGCAGACCUAAUGGAAGCCAUUAACGACCACUUCGGUUUAUAGAGGGUGUACUGGAAGUAUGCAGUCGAUACUGAAAUGGCAAUACUGUAGUGCUGAGAGCACACUGAGGGUAAACUGGCUGCAAGAUUGUGUUGUGACCGUCUUUUAAAUCGUAUAUUGAUAGAAAAGUAAACAUUUUGUUUAGAAUCCAACGACAUGUAAUGUUUUUAAUUUGUUGACAUGUCUCGGGCUACAUGUAUAUGAAUAUGAUACCUACAAUAAAUGAUAUCAAAC